ACAGAGUCGGUGGCUUCUUCCGGAACGAGGCCGGAAGUUGGUUUCGGCUGCAGAGGCGAAGGCGGCUACCAGUGUAAAGCCAGAGCUGAGGUUCUUGAUAGUCCACAAUGGGUGAACCACAGCAAGUGAGUGCACUCCCACCACCUCCAAUGCAAUAUAUCAAAGAAUAUACAGAUGAAAAUAUUCAAGAAGGCUUAGCUCCCAAGCCUCCCCCUCCAAUAAAAGACAGUUAUAUGAUGUUUGGCAAUCAGUUCCAAUGUGAUGAUCUUAUCAUCCGCCCUUUGGAAAGUCAGGGCAUCGAACGGCUUCAUCCUAUGCAGUUUGAUCACAAGAAAGAACUGAGAAAACUUAAUAUGUCUAUCCUUAUUAAUUUCUUGGACCUUUUAGAUAUAUUAAUAAGAAGCCCUGGGAGUAUAAAACGAGAAGAGAAACUAGAAGAUCUUAAGCUGCUUUUUGUACAUGUGCAUCAUCUUAUAAAUGAAUACCGACCCCACCAAGCAAGAGAGACCUUGAGAGUCAUGAUGGAGGUCCAGAAACGUCAACGGCUUGAAACAGCUGAGAGGUUUCAAAAGCACCUGGAACGAGUAAUUGAAAUGAUUCAGAAUUGCUUGGCUUCUUUGCCUGAUGAUUUGCCUCAUUCAGAAGCAGGAAUGAGAGUAAAAACUGAACCAAUGGAUGCUGAUGAUAGCAACAAUUGUACUGGACAGAAUGAACAAGAAAGAGAAAAUUUAGGUCAUAGGAGAGAUCAGAUUAUAGAGAAAGAUGCUGCCUUGUGUGUCCUAAUUGAUGAAAUGAAUGAAAGACCAUGAAAGAUGUUUCUCUUUUCUUUUUUACUUUUGAUAAAUAGCAUCAUAUAUUAUUUUCUUUUGGACAGUCUUAAGAGAGGUUUCACUAAAAAUGUAAACAGCUUUAAUCUUGACUCCAAUUUUUUCAGUUAUGAGAUGUCAUAGGCAGUAAUUUUGCUGUAUAACAAGCAUAGGCAAAUGAGUACCCCUGCACUAAGAAUAAUCUCUUUAGAAAGCAAAGUGUUAGCUGCUGUUGUACAGGACAUUCCUAUGUUUUGGAGUUGCAGUAAAACUUUGAUGAUAACCUCAA
Saimiri boliviensis boliviensis (Bolivian squirrel monkey) is the source of this 1095-nucleotide messenger RNA. It is a transcript of the gene MED7, whose product is annotated as mediator complex subunit 7. Lineage: Eukaryota; Metazoa; Chordata; Mammalia; Primates; Cebidae. Gene Ontology annotation, biological process: regulation of transcription by RNA polymerase II. Gene Ontology annotation, cellular component: mediator complex. Gene Ontology annotation, molecular function: transcription coregulator activity. The record is from RefSeq and is a predicted model, not a curated record.